UCUGUCUAGCGGCUGAAGGGCUGAAAGACGUGUAGUUUCUCUUGUGAUUUUAUGUACCUCGAUAAAUUUUGGCAAUAGUAAUUAUUAAGUGUGGUCCUUCAGAAGGAUCACUAGAUAAAUCUGGGUUUUAUAGAAAUAAUAAUAGAUAAAAUGAGUAAAUUAAUUCCCUCAGCCGCUAAGUUUUUAGCCGGAAACACAAUCACGAAAGUGACUGCACCGGUUGUAGCGACAAACGCAAAAUACAGCACGAAAAAAGAGGCGACAUUCGAAAUCAAGCCCUACAAACUCCAUAAAUUGGAUCAGGGCCCUGCAACAUCAGCCACACUCACUUCUGAAGAUGCUCUUAAGCUGUAUGAACAACUGACGAUAUUGCGGAGGAUUGAAACCGCAUCAGGAAACCUAUAUAAAGAAAAGAUCAUCCGUGGUUUCUGUCACCUGUAUUCAGGACAAGAAGCCGUGGCAGUAGGUAUGAGAGCAGCGAUGCGCGAUGCAGACUCAGUGAUCACCGCGUAUCGUUGUCACGGAUGGACUUAUCUCAUGGGUGUUAGUGUGCUGGGGGUGCUCUCGGAGCUGACGGGGCGCAGGACCGGUUGCUCCCGGGGCAAGGGAGGUUCCAUGCAUUUGUAUGGACGCAACUUCUAUGGUGGCAACGGGAUUGUUGGUGCGCAGCGCUUGGGAAGGCGGUACCCUUUGAACAAACAGUACCAAGACGUUCAUCAGUCGAUAAACUAA
Molecule: messenger RNA, 732 nt
Organism: Bombyx mandarina (wild silkworm)
Lineage: Eukaryota; Metazoa; Arthropoda; Insecta; Lepidoptera; Bombycidae
Gene: L(b002)
Product: pyruvate dehydrogenase
Biological process (GO): pyruvate decarboxylation to acetyl-CoA
Cellular component (GO): intracellular membrane-bounded organelle
Molecular function (GO): pyruvate dehydrogenase (acetyl-transferring) activity
Source: RefSeq, a predicted model, not a curated record